AUGAGCUUUCUACCAUUGUUGUUCGUCGUUUUGAUCGCUUUGUUCGAGCCAAUUAGCUCGGUGCCCGCUUACGAACAGUGUGCAGGUUUGGGAUGGGACGGUAUAUUUAGAAGAUGCGACGACGGUCUGGUCUGUUAUGCAAGAUCUGAAUAUUAUGCAAAUUGUCGCCAACCCAAUCAAUGUCCUUCAUCCUGGGCGUGUACGGUUGUCGACAGUGCAUCAACCAAAGUUCCCCCUCCAAAAAUUAUACCUGUCAAUGGACAAUGUGACAAUACAAGCUACACGAUGUGUACUUCUGGAACGCUCUGUCUACAACAGACUAAUACCCACUCGGAGUGUCGUACGCAAUGUCCACCAUCAUGGUUAUGUGACAGUGGGGUUCUCUCUGAGUAUCAACAAUGCGGAGGUGACGGCUAUACAGGAUCGACUAAAUGUGCGCCAGGUCUCCGUUGCUAUUCUCAUAGCAAGUGGUAUGCUCAUUGUGCGGCAACAUGUCCAGGAAUUGGCUGGAUGUGUGAGUCUGGUUGA
This is a messenger RNA of Rotaria socialis, 528 nucleotides long. The record is from the annotation of a GenBank genome assembly. Lineage: Eukaryota; Metazoa; Rotifera; Eurotatoria; Philodinida; Philodinidae.